Messenger RNA from Myzus persicae (green peach aphid), 1008 nucleotides. RefSeq lists its product as uncharacterized. The transcript has 5 exons. Gene Ontology annotation, cellular component: membrane. Gene Ontology annotation, biological process: sensory perception of taste. The coding region runs from base 1 to 1008 and encodes 335 amino acids. Lineage: Eukaryota; Metazoa; Arthropoda; Insecta; Hemiptera; Aphididae. The record is from RefSeq and is a predicted model, not a curated record.
AUGGAGAGUGAGUAUGGUGAUAUACCGUUACACUGUGAAGUAAGAUGGCCGAGUGCAGGGAAUUGUUCGAAAUCUUUUUUUGCAUUGAGAAGUGAAGUUUUUGAUUUUCUUAAAUCUAAAAAUAUUGGACAACAGUUUUAUGAAGACUUAAAAAGUAUUUCAUUCAUGAAAUCUCUUGCUUUUCUCACUGAUUUGACAUCUCAUUUAAAUAUUUUAAAUUUAAAACUGCAAGAACUAAUUACGGAAUUUAAUUCACGAUUUAAAGAUUUUUAUAUAUUGAAACCUAAAUUUGAAUUAUUUAGUAGCAACCCAAUGACAGUUGAUAUCUCAGUACAACCUCCCGAUUUUCAAAUAGAGUUAUGUGAUUUACAAGCAGACUGUUUUCUUCAAUCAAAAGUCAUCGGAGUGGUUUCAAGUAUAUAUGGAUGUGUUGUGUUUUAUGAAUAUAUACUACUUAUAAUAUACAUUAAGUGGAUGGUGUACACAAUAAAUGAACAAAUUCCAAAAAAUAAAUCCACCAUAUGUACAUUCAGGGACUUGUAUUUGGAAGUAAUAGAAUGCUUGAACGAUAUAAAUAGAACAAUAUACGGUUUGCCAGCUAUAGUGAGUUUUAUUGCAGCGAAUUUUGGUCUACACAUUUUUAUAUUGUUCUAUAAAUUUUUAUUUACCAAAAAUAGUACAACUGAAGGCAUUAAACAUACAAUAAUUUUGGACAUCCUAACAAUAAUUAUAAGGGCAGUCAAUAUUAUACUUUUAUAUGGAAUUGGUCAAGCUACAGUAAAAGAGAUAAAUUGGAUGAGUGUUGUUUUACAUCAGCGUUCUGUAAUUGAGAGAAACCCUAGAAUAAAACUACAGAUCAAGUUUUUUAUCCUACGAAGAUAUUAUGAACACUACCAUUUUGUGUUGUAUGGAAUAUACGAGAUUGAUCCAAGACAAUUACUUAUGUUAGCAAACAAAGCAUUUGCUUACUUAGUCAUUCAAAUUCUGUUUAAAUUGAACAAAAAAUAA